This is a messenger RNA of Myiozetetes cayanensis, 965 nucleotides long. RefSeq names its product HLA class II histocompatibility antigen, DM beta chain-like. Gene Ontology annotation, biological process: immunoglobulin production involved in immunoglobulin-mediated immune response; immune response; antigen processing and presentation of exogenous peptide antigen via MHC class II. Gene Ontology annotation, cellular component: MHC class II protein complex; membrane. The coding region runs from base 49 to 831 and encodes 260 amino acids. Lineage: Eukaryota; Metazoa; Chordata; Aves; Passeriformes; Tyrannidae. The record is from RefSeq and is a predicted model, not a curated record. Gene Ontology annotation, molecular function: MHC class II protein complex binding. The transcript has 6 exons.
GGGGUCCGGGAGGGUCUCAGAGCACGGCCCGACUCGGCAGAGCCCGGGAUGUUGGUGCUGCUCGUCCUGGUCCUCGGGACCCCCCACGCAGACACCUUCGUGGUCCAGGUGGCCAGCGAGUGCCCAGUGGUGGCCACCAACGGCUCCUUCGGCCUCACCCUCCUCUUCAACAAGCUCCCCCUGGUCUGCGUGGACCCCCAGGGUCCCCCCAAAUUCGUGCCCUGCGCAGGGGGGGGACCCCUGGAGAAGGUGGGGGCCAAACUGGCCGAUACCCUCAACGGGGACCCCCGCUGGGGGGAGAGGCUCCAAAAAAGGGGGGGGGUGUGCACCCAACUGCCCCCAAAAGUGUGGGGGGACACGGCCCUGAGGAGAGUGCCUCCCAAAAUCCGCGUCGUCCCCUCGGCGACGGGAAACGCCCGGACCCCCCUCGUCCUGACGUGCCACGUGUGGGGCUUUUACCCCCCCGAGCUGAACCUCGCCUGGCUCAGGAACGGGUUGCUCCUGGACGACCCCCAGGGCCCCCCCGGGACCCCCCCGAUUGUCCCGAUGGGGAGCUGGACCUACAGGAGCGAGGGGACCCUCGAGGUGCCGCCCCCCGAGCCCGGGGACACCUUCACGUGCUCGGUGCAGCACCCCAGCCUCCAGCAGCCCCUCCUGGAGGAUUGGGCUCCAGGCCUGGCCCCACGGCUGUCUCUGCUGGUGGCCUUGGCUACCCUGGCCAUGAUUUUGGGGCUCUUCCUCUUCGCCUUUGGCUUCUGGAGGUACCAGAAGAAGCUCCCAAAGCCAGGUUACACCCCCCUCCCAGGUGACAGCUCUGCAGGCAGCAUCUGAGGACCCCCCCAGGACCCCCAGGACGGCAACAGCGCGUCUGUGACGGACUCCGAGCCCCCCAAAACCCCCAACCCUCCCCAAAAUGUCCCCACAAAACGUCCCCCGAAAGGUGGAAAUAAAGAUGGUCAUUUUGU